UUAUGUUGACUUAUGCGACAUAUGAUAGCUAAAUGAAACUGAAUUUAAAUCAUUUUCUUUUCUAGAAUUCAAGGAUUGAUACUGACUUAAUUCAAUAUAUGCUUUGUUCCCAGUAUAAUUUUUUUCUAAUAGUUCUCUUAAUGCUUAUUGAGUUAUCACUUACCUUUCAAGGAGAAAAUAGUUGGAAAUAAAGAUAUCAAAAAAAAUUUUUUAAGGAAGGAAUGUUCAAAACAAGCCAUAAAAUUAAUAAUGCCAAGACGAAAUGAUUUUUCUGAUGAACUUGAAAGGGCUCACACUGGCUUCAGACAGGAUAGUGCACCUCCAAGUUACGAAGAAGCAAUAAAUCCUAAUGCACCUCCUCCAACAUAUGAUUCCUUAUUCGGUAGAGUUCGAGAAGCUCAAAAAUCAAGCAGGGGCAUUGUAGAUUUUUUUAAAAACCUAGUAAUAAUUAUUUUGGGGACACUUGGUUGUACUAUUAUUAUUGGAAUAACCAUAGUGGUACCAAUAUGUAUGAUUACAAUUGGAGUAAUCUAUAUGCAUGAUUGUCCUCAAGGGGAGUACAUUCCUGUGUAUUUAGUUGUAGGAGGUUUAUUUGGUAUUCUAAAACAACUCUUGCACUUAUCAGCUCGAGUAAGGCAAACAGAAGAGGAAAGAAGGGAAGAAAAUUUGAGACAGUCGCCAACCCAAACCUUAUUAAAUUGCUUCAUGUUAGGAUGGUUUAUAAUAGGAUCUGUAUGGGUGUACAAAGAAUAUGAACCAAAUUAUGACCAACGCCUUGGGCUUUAUUGCAAUAAAACGCUAUAUCUAUUUGCCUUCUGGUUGAUAACGGCGGUUUAUAUAAUCUUAGGAAUUAUUACAGUUUGUUUAUGCUCUAUAAGCAUAGCUACAGUCAUUUUUCAUUCUGAUGCUACUCAUGGAACACGUACAAGUUCUAUUUAAAAUUAUUACUAUGGAAAAUUGAAGAUCUGGUAAAAGAGUAAGUUAUCUCCACAUGAUAAUGUAUAUAGUUAAAUCUGGGAUAUCUGUGCCGACAUUUUGAAUUCUAUUCUUCCUCAAAUCAUUUUGAAUUGUUAGAUUCUCAGGAAAAUAUACCAAAAAAACAUCAAAAACCUAAUGGUAGAUUUUUGUUUCUGUCUGUCUUCCUCUUCUUCAAAAUUCUAUUUGAUUCUCUGAAUCAAUUUCUUGAAUGUAUUGUACAUUAAUUGAGUAAUUAUACUAAUUUCAUAAGAAGACUAAACAGUUUUAGUGUUUCAGUUCAACUUAAUUAACACAAAUAAAGUUGCUUCAUUCUUCUGGAGAUUAACUAAAUUCAAAUUUUGAAUGCAAAGUAAUUAUGCUCCAGCUACAGACAAAAACCAAAUUUUAAUUUGCUGGAGCUCUCAAUAUGUGUAGGUCUUCGGUAGCUAUUUUUGCAUAUUUGUUUUGUCUUACAGUUGUUGUCUUCCAUUUGAAUUAUUUUUAAAUUUAUUUUUGAUGAUAUAUUUGAUAUCUUCUAGAAUUAUGAGGAGAUAACUUCACCUUUUGUUGACAUUCCUUACUGAUUGGUUAUCUGUGAUAUACAAUGAUUUUAUUGUGAUCUCUAUUUAUUAUAUUUAUUUUUUUCUAUUUGAUGUACAAAGAAUGGAUUUUCCAUUUCAUCUUCAAAAUUAUCCACAAUUUUGAUAUACUGUCUUCUAAAAUCACAUUAUCUGGUAAGAUAUCUUUUGUGAACACAUUACCUUGUCUUAUCCAAAUUAUUGUGUUUUGGAAGACAAAAAAAAUGAUCUUACUCAGGCCUCUUUAUGAAUCGAAAGAAAUAUUCCAUUUCAUCUUAGAUGGGACUCAAUUUUUGGUUAAAAAGUUGCCUCAACUAAUUAGUUUUACAAUCUUUUGUAUUACAACUUCUUUCUAUUGUAUUAUUUCAUAUAUUUUCUAUACAUGAAGUUUUUUCAUUUUUGGACGAGCAUUUAGCAAUACAUGAUUUGUUCUGUAAGUAUUUUUAAAUUGCAAUUUCGAUGUAAAUAUUUUCUUUCUUAGGCUGAAUCUCAAAAAGUUAUCCAAUAUUCUUAUUUUAAAUACAAAAAAUGUUCAUCUCAAAUAUUUUCGACUAAGAAAAAUGAAGAGCAAAAUAUUAAAUAAACAUUUAGUUAUGUACUUAUACAUCUAAAAAAAAAUAACAGUUUUUAUUGUGAAAUAAUACCGAAUGUUGUAUUGAAAGAAUCUCUUUUUCAUUUGAGUGGAAAGUAUAUUAUUUGUAACAGAACAAAAUAAAAAUUUGUUUGUUUUCCAAAAUUUUUCAUAAGAAUUAUGUGCCAAUUUUUCAUAUGAUUUAUGUCAACUGUGAAUUGUGUGAUUUAAAACCUAACUAUUCCUUCCACAAAAAUGAAAGUACUCAAAUUAUCCACUAUUAAAGGAAUGUCUAGUUUAAUUUUUCUCAAGGGUCCAAAAUAACUUCAGUUUAGUAAUAUUUUAUAUAGGUAUUGUCUCAAUUUCCAAUAUUGCACAAUUAAUUUUCAAUGCUGUUGGGCAAGAGUUGGCUUGCUUGUGUAUAAUUAAUUUAUAAGUAGUAAUUCAAGAUAAGCUCUACUAAUUGCAUUUGAACUGGCCCAAAUACGUGACUGAAUUGUAUAAAAAUUUUUAUUUUAUAGAUUUAGUGAAAUUAUAAUUAAGCGAACAAAUUUUAUAAUAUGUGGUGAAUUGUGUAAAAACUGUUUUGAAAUAUAAAGAUAUUUGAGUACAUAAAAAUUAAUAUAUGGCAAGAGUAUAAAAAUCAAGAUUUGUCAACCAGAAAUCUUCACUAGUCAUUUCACACUGGACAGUGCCAAUAAUGGAUUAAUCUCUAUGAAAAUAAUGCCAUAUUUGUAGUUUAUAGAUAGUUAUAUGAUAAUUGAAAUAAUUAUUUAUUUAUAUGAUUAAAAUAUCUUCAAUAUAGCAAGUAUCAUUAA
Molecule: messenger RNA, 2924 nt
Organism: Harmonia axyridis
Lineage: Eukaryota; Metazoa; Arthropoda; Insecta; Coleoptera; Coccinellidae
Product: transmembrane protein 272-like
Exons: 5
Coding region: 250-939 (229 amino acids)
Source: RefSeq, a predicted model, not a curated record